This is a messenger RNA of Hordeum vulgare subsp. vulgare (domesticated barley), 2137 nucleotides long. RefSeq names its product tyrosine-specific transport protein-like. The transcript has 7 exons. Lineage: Eukaryota; Viridiplantae; Streptophyta; Magnoliopsida; Poales; Poaceae. The record is from RefSeq and is a predicted model, not a curated record. Bases 313 to 1971 code for a protein of 552 amino acids. Gene Ontology annotation, biological process: amino acid transmembrane transport.
GCAAAAAUCUUCUCCCCGGUCCGUCGGGUAGCAGACAUCACAUCCUUUCCCGUACGGUGCAAAGGUCGAGACUCGAGACACGCACGGUCCAGAAUCUCUCCGACUAGCGUCCGGCGUCCGCUCGGCUCUCGCCGUGUGCACCACAACUUCCGCUUUUCUGUAGACGACGACCGCAGUCCGCAGCCACUCGAGCUGAAGAUUCAGUAUAUUCAUUGGCCACUCCAGUGAUGAGAUGAAUAUACCACCACACCACCAGAUCGAAUCCGGAAUCCCGCUCCGAGCCCGCCAUCAAGCCAGCCAUAGCUCGGCCGGAUGCAGGGCAUCGUCAUCCGGCGCGCGCUCUGCCCGGCCAAGCUCCACCGCCACGUCCCGUCCAGCCUAUCCAGAAGCCUUUGCUGCCGCGGCGGCGGCGACACACGGUGCGGCGCUGCUCCGGGCAAGAGGGCGCGGGCCGUCGUGGUGAGAGCACGUGGCGGCCCGAAGGUAGGAGAUGGCGACCAAGCGCCGCCGCUGCCGGAUGCCGUCGGAGCGUCACCGCCACCAGGUGGCGGGCCGAAGAGAGGGAGCGUGGCUGGUGCCGUUGCGCUCAUAGUGGGGACAAGCAUCGGGUCAGGCAUCCUUGCCGUGCCGCAGAGCACCGCGCCCGCGGGUUUCGUUCCAAGCGCCGUGUGCAUGGUCGUCUGCUGGGCCUUCCUGGUGGCCGAAGCGCUCCUCAUCGCCGAGAUCAACGUCCACCUGCGUCGGAAGAGCAAGAAAGACGGCGGCGAUGGUGCAGGCCUGGAGGUGAUAUCCAUGAAGAGCAUGGCGCAGGCGACGCUUGGCGAGUGGGGAGGGAACCUGGCCGCCACCGCCUACCUGUUCCUGUCCUACACUUCCAUGGUCGCCUACACGUCCAAGUCCGGCGAGGUGCUCUCCCGCGCGAUCGGCGUGCCCGAGCCUGUCUCUGGCGCCGCCUUCACCGCCGCCCUCGCGCUCCUCAUCGCCGCCGGUGGCACGGGUGUCACCGCCCAAGUGAACCAAGUGCUCACCUUCUUCAUGAUAGGUUUGCUGCUAAUGAUUGAAGUCUCGGCGGUGGCGUUCGGCGGCGGCCUGAGUCUGCCAGCGAACGCCCACUGGGAGCAGGUUCCAGCGACGCUGCCGGUGAUCAUCUUCACGCUGGUCUACCACGACAUCGCGCCAGGUAGCGUACGUGCCCAAGAGAAACCACGUGCUGCCACCACGCCAGAUACACAAAGCGUUCAUGUGAUCUGCGCGUACCUGGAGGGGGACCUCGCGAGGAUCCGGCUCUCGAUCCUAGUCGGGAGCCUGGUGCCGCUCGUCUCCCUGCUCGUGUGGGACGACGUCGCGCUCACCCUCUCCGCCUCCUCCACGGACCCCAACGGAUUCGGCAUCCUCGACAUGCUGGAGACAGAGUGGAGCUACGUGGUGGUCGAGACCUUCUCGCUCCUGGCUGUCGGGACGUCUCUCAUCGGGACCCUGCUUGCGGCGUCGCAGUUCUUCAUCGAGCAGAUGACCAAUCUAACCACCUCCUUAGCCGAUGGAAAUGCAAAGGUCGACGAAGGCGCUUCUGAAGGAGAAGGAUCUAGCCAGCUUGGUUGGCCAACAUUCCUAGAAAACAACAAGAUCAGCUACGUUGCCACAGGGGUGGUGGUUGUCCCAACCAUGCUGAUAGCAGCUGCUGUUCCAGAUUCAUUCUCCAUAGCCACUGACAUCGCCGGGGGCUACUGCAUGACCAUCUUGUACGGUGUUCUCCCUCCACUGAUGGCCUGGUCCAUUGGCUCCAAAUUAUCUGAUAAAAAAGCUGGGUUUGGACAAGUAGAAGUAUCCAGGGCUGGCAAAGAAAGAGUGGGCUUCACCGGUGCAAAGCCUGUGCUGGUGGGGAUGGGGGUGUUCUCUGUACUCAUGGUCUUCCAGCAAAUCUUGCAAGACCUUGUCAGUUUUAACGCUUAUCUGCUGUCAUGGGCUAGCUAGAGUAGCAAGUGCUGAAUAAUCGAGAAUGUCUCUAGUCAUGGUUUGCUGAUUCGGGAUUCAGCGCGUGAUGUAAAGUUGUAAACGGAGACCCCCUGCAAACCAUAUGUAUCAGUGUACAUAACUUCUCUUUUUACCACCAUUAGUUGAUUGGAGGUGCUCCUGGCUA